Molecule: messenger RNA, 1038 nt
Organism: Phragmites australis (common reed)
Lineage: Eukaryota; Viridiplantae; Streptophyta; Magnoliopsida; Poales; Poaceae
Exons: 5
Coding region: 235-711 (158 amino acids)
Biological process (GO): maturation of SSU-rRNA from tricistronic rRNA transcript (SSU-rRNA, 5.8S rRNA, LSU-rRNA)
Cellular component (GO): 90S preribosome; nucleolus; preribosome, small subunit precursor
Source: RefSeq, a predicted model, not a curated record
CACCACCCCUAGAAGAAGCCAUCGAGAGAUCGACCCAAACGGACAAAAAAACAAGAAGCAGCAGACGCCCCCCCCCUCCUCCGCCGCCGUCGGUUGCCAUCUCCUCACCCUCCGUCCUCCGCUGCCCUUGCCUCCUCCGUGCUUGCUUGAUCUAAUCCUAGCCGCCGGAAGCAUCGGCGUUAGCUUCUCCGUCACGGCCUCUGCUCCGGCCCGCCGCCACCGCCUGGCCCCGACAUGACUGGGUCGUCCAAGAAGCACGAGCUGAAAUCUAAGCAAAAGCUGGAAAAGAAGCUCAGCUUCUACACAAAAGUAAAAGAUGCAGUUACUACCCUAAAUGCUAAGAAGACUAUUAGUAAGAAAAAGAAACAGAGGAGUCGGAGUCGUCAGAAGAAACUGAAAGCAUAUGAUCUCUCAGGAUUUGCUGAGUUCCUUCCGGAAACGGCUGCACCAGAGCAGAUGACUGAAGCAAAGCUGAACUGCAAGUCAAGGCAGGCUUUAGUGCAACGGGAGGCUGCUCAACUGAAAGCUGUACUGAGCAAUCCGCAGUUCCAGCUUGACCCGUUUGCCGCGAUCCAUCAGCACCUGCUAGCAACGCAGCCACCUGCUGCUGCGAAGAAGGAUGACGCCGCGAAGCACGGGAAGGACUCCAAGGACAGGAAAAGGAGGAGGAAGAAGAAUGCUUCGUCGAGUGCUCAAUCAAUGGAGAUAUGAUGUUGUAACAUACUAUCUACAGAAAUUAAACUCGUUCGGUUCUAACUUGGUUCGGAGGCGACUUCUCCCCUUAUGUGAGAUUUUGAACUUGUCGAAUUUGGGCAUCGGUGUGUGUUAACAUUUUGGCACCAAUGCGCUUAUUUCUUUUCGAGAGCUUCCACUCCCCGAAAUCUAGGUUAGGUUUUAUGUAGUAGUUAAUUGUGCCGAUGAUGCCUGCGUAAGCUCCACGCCGCUUCGCCUUACCAUAUGAUAUUUGUCAGACUUGGUGCCACAUUGAUAAUCCAGUUUAUUGAGGGGCAGUUGGUAAUAUAGCACUCAAUGUCACAC